This is a messenger RNA of Erythranthe guttata (spotted monkey flower), 1556 nucleotides long. The record is from RefSeq and is a predicted model, not a curated record. Lineage: Eukaryota; Viridiplantae; Streptophyta; Magnoliopsida; Lamiales; Phrymaceae.
AUAUAUAUAUAGGUGUGCGAAAACUUUCAAGGUUGAGAACAUUUAAAACUAAUGAUCAUCAUUUUGUACAGCCAUAUAUAUGGGUGAAAAUAUUGAUCAAAAGACGAUGAAUAAUAUUAGUGGAGGAGAGAUAAAUAUUGAUGAAAACAUAUUAUCAGCUAAUUCCUCGGGUAGUGGUAAUAGUUCUUCGAUUGAUUUGAACGAAGAAGCUAGCAGCAUUAAUUUAAUUGAUGAACAAAAGAAAUUAGACGAGAAAUAUUCGGCAGAUAUUAAUCUCAUGAGAGAAGAAGAGAAGAUGGAGAUGAAGAAGAAGAAGAGUGCGGUUCGUAAUUAUGUUCGAUCGAAAAUGCCGAGGCUUAGGUGGACUCCGGAUCUCCAUCUCUCGUUCGUUCAUGCUAUCGAGAGACUCGGUGGUCAAGAAAGAGCCACUCCAAAAGCAGUGCUUCAAUUGAUGAAUGUGAGAGGACUUGGUAUCUCUCAUGUCAAAAGUCACCUACAGAUGUAUAGGAGUAAGAAACUCGACGAAUCUGGACGAGUAAUAAGGCAAGUGAAUAGGCACCAUUACAUUCAAGGGAGAAACUACCAGCUAUCUGCAACUACAUUCAACAAAUAUUGCAGCCCUAAUAUUCAUCAGUUGAAGUUGGAGAAUGGCGGCAUUGUUUUUGCAAGGAAUUCGAUUAAUACUCAGGCCGAUACCAAGAAUAUUCUUUUUCACCAAAACCCUAAAUCCGAUCGUAUUUCCUAUGAGAUCAAACCCCUAUCUUCCAGAUAUCAGAAUCAGUGGUCUUCAUAUAAUCAUCAUCGAACGAGCUCUCUCUCACAAAAUUUACGACAACAACCACGUUGGAAUGUUUCAAUUGACAGGGAUAAUCAUCGAUAUCAUCAACAGAACUCUAAGCCGCCAUUCGAUCUUGAUGAUCAUCCUUUGAGGCUUAUUAAUCAGAUGAAUGACGACGAGGAGAAGAAAACUACUACUAGUAAAGAACGAUUUAUUUCUGCGGAUUUGCAGCUGAGCCUGAGCCUCGGGUUAAGCAUUAAUAAGAACGAUCAAAAUGGUUGCAGUUAUAAUAAAGGCGGGAAGGAGUACUACAAAGAUAUUAACACAAAGCUUUCUCUUGCUUUAGCUACUCCCCAUUCAUCAUCAACUGCAAUAUGAUAUAUCCAUAUAUAUAUAUAUAUAUAUUAUAAUUUAAUUAAGUAUAUAUAUAUUUUCGGAGAAAAGGCCGAGUACUCGAAAUCUGACUGUGUAUAUAUGCUUGAUCAGAGCAUAUAUAGGAGUGAGAUCUUGCAAGUACUUGAUCUUUUAGCAAUAGAAAGACACUAUUAGAAUAUGCAUGCAUGCAUGCAUGAGCAGUUCUUGUUGUACUAUUAAUUUAUGUAUUAAUUACUUAUGUUGCCAAUAUUUUUGUAUUUCAUGGCAUAAAUAAAUAAAUAUAUAUAUACUCAAAGAUUAACAAGAAGCGUGUUUGCAUAUGUAAUCAAUAGGGUGCAAGUUGGAACGGAAUUUUCAAUUUCCGUCAGUUCUGAUUCGAAAAGUUCCGAUUUUGGAACAACUU